Messenger RNA from Plectropomus leopardus (leopard coralgrouper), 4954 nucleotides. It is a transcript of the gene rexo1, whose product is annotated as REX1, RNA exonuclease 1 homolog. Gene Ontology annotation, cellular component: nucleus. The record is from RefSeq and is a predicted model, not a curated record. NCBI's taxonomy places the organism in Eukaryota, Metazoa, Chordata, Actinopteri, Perciformes, Serranidae. Gene Ontology annotation, molecular function: nucleic acid binding; exonuclease activity.
AUGGCGCCGUAUGGACGUUGUUAUUGUUCCGUUGCUUCUUGAAGCUCUCGCAGUACGACGAAAAGUAAGAAGAAAAACAGCCAACUGUGUUCAUGCGGGCAUGAGAGGAACAUCUGGAGAUAAUGCUGAGAUCCACCGGUUUCUUCCGAGGGAUUGACUGCCCGUUUUACACGGAAUAUAGCCAGGGCAAAGGCAGCAGAAAUGGGUGUAACAGACCGUACUGUCACUUCAGGCACAGCCAGCAGAGACGGUCGUCCUACGGAGCACCGGCAGAUGUUAAAAAGCAGAGAGACCUUCACUCCGGACACAGAGAACAAGGUUAUGAUCCCUUCAACCCAGAAGUUGUGAGGCCUCAGGAGCAGCAGAAUGGAAACCCGGCGGCCUCGGAGGACCUCAGCGGUGCUCUGGAAAUGGUCAACAAGGCCAUUGAGGAGGUCCGCAGCGAGGUGGAGAGGGAGAAGAGGAAGCUCUCCCGGAUUGGGGAUGAACCGUAUGAUCCCAGUGAGAGUACAAAGUUGUCUUCAUCUGAUGCCGUUAGAAGUAAAACACCACCUUCACACAUGGCUUAUGACCCGGGGAGUUACCAGAUGACAUCAGGAGGUUAUAAUCCCGCCCCUGGCUGCAGCAAGUAUACCUUGGAUUCAGACAACCAGGGGAGCAAUAGUAACUCCAUGGAAUAUGUUCCUACAUCGAAAAAACCUCCAUCUCGGACACACACACAGAAACUCCCCUCUCCUCCCCCCAGUCCAAAGUACUCAAACAGCACAUCCUCCUCUAAGUGUAAAUAUACUUUGGACAAUUCAAAACCAUCUACAGAUAUGGAGUAUGACCCGCUGUCCAACUACUCGGCAGGAAUCGCAGGGAAAAGCAAACGAGUGCACAAGACGGAGGAGAGAAAGACACACAAAAAGGCAGGAUCAGAUCUGUCAGAUGAGGAUUGUGUAGUAGCUGCGAAAAAACCCAAGCAGAGCGUAGACUCAACAAAGUACACUUUCUCUGACUCUGAUGAGGAGAGCUCGGGAACAGAGUAUAGACCAACCUCGCUUAGCAAUCUCCAGCAGAGAAAAGGCAACAGUGGGUCACUUUGGGAUGCUGUCGGGAAAGAAAGAAAAGAGAGAACUGAAAGCAUGCUGAAUGCACUGACACAGAGGAAUAAAGAUGACUUGGCAGGGGACUCAGACAUCCAGGACAAUAUUAAAAGAAAGGACAGUUUAGAGAAAAAGAAAGUGGUUAGUAGUCAAACUAGUCAUGAUAUAAGUGGCAAAUCUGAGAAAAUGCAUAAACUUGAGAAGGAAAGACAUAAAACGGCUGGUAGUAAGAGUAGCAGCAGCAGUAAAGACAAAGGGUCAACAAGGAACUCAAACCAGGAGUCUGCAAAGAAGGAGAACAAGAGUCAUGAAAAAAGAGACAAUGGGAAAAACACAGUUAAGAUGAAGACACAUGAUAAAGUUCAGAGGGAAGCCAGAGAUGAAAAGAGAAGCGAUGGUAAGAUCAAAGCUGGGGAAAAAGUAAAAACAGACUCAAGCAAGCGAGAUAAAGAUGCAGAAAAUGGUGCAAAGGAAAGCAAGAAACCCAAGCUAUCAGAGAAGGAAAAGGAACACAGCAAGUAUAAGGACCACCAACAUAGAAAUGGUAAACUUGACAGCAGUAAAAGAGAAAAGGAUGCAAAGAAAAUGAGCAAAAGCAGUUCUGGUGGUGGGAGCAGUCGGAGUAACAACAGUAAAGGGAGUCCUGCUGCUAACAGUAAAGAUAAGCUGAAGCAAAACAUCAGCGCGCCCAAUGGAAAACGACUUGAGGACAAACGGCGAAGUCAGAGUUUUAGCCACGCGGAUCUGUUUGGAGAUGAGAGCCCAGACGAGGCCGAACCGAUCAUGGUGGAUUCUGAUGAUGACGAAGAACCCGAAGAAGUGCUGGUGAGAAAAUCUGCUGAUGCAUUAAAGAGAGGGCGUCUGAACAAAAGGAAAGCAUCUGAGCUGACGCCCUCUUCCUCUGACGAUGAGGCUGACCGCGGGGCAGGUAACGACGAGGUCAUCGAUGUUGGAAUCGACCUCUCUAGUUUCCAGGAUGAUCUGGAUUUUGACUCAGAUCCCAUGGAGGAAUGUUUGCGUAUCUUUAAUGAAUCCAAGGAUGUGAAGACGGAAGACAAAGGAAGACAAGCUAAACAGCCCCCUAAGGAUUCAGAGGAGGAGAAAAGCACAGAGAGCACUUUAACCACUCUCUUUCCUGGCCAAAAGAAGAGAGUCUCCCAUUGUGUUGCCAAAGGAAGUACUGAAGCACCAUCUACGACUGUGGUGCGGCCGUACAAACGACUGUCAGCUCAGGAGGUGUGCUACCAGCGUAUGCAGAUGGCGCAGCAGCAAGCUGCUCAGCUCUCUGCUUCAGUCAAAGCUGCCUCUCAGAGCUUUAGCCCCGGCUUCUCUGGAGAGAAGAAGAGAAUAGCGCACCGUCCCAACCCACAGAAAACAUCCUCAAAAACGGGUCCUGCAGAUGUUAAACCAGCUUCUAGUCACACUAUCAAGACCCAAACCACAGCUGGCAUCUUGCCCAAAACCCUGUCCACCGCCACGCAGAAGAGGGUGGCACACACACCCACCAUGAAGAGUAGUUCAAUGAAGCGCCCCGUCAUCCCUAUUGAGUUUGGAGCUAAAGUUCCCAACAACAUCCGCCAGCGCUACCUCAACGCUUUCAUCGAUGAGUGUGUCAAAUUUUGCCCAUCGCAGGACGUUGCCUUCCAGACGGCCCUUGACGAAGAGAAACUGGUGUAUGACCGCAGCAGCAGUAAGAACAUCUACCUCAAUGUAGCUGUCAACACUCUGAAGAAGCUCCGAAAGAGCAGCUCGUGUCCAUCGUCUGUCCCCAAGGAUCCGGGGUUAGUCGGCAACAAGAGGGCUCAGUCCCACGAGGAGGUUCUGGGAGGUCGUCUUGCUGCUACAACCAGCUUCACCAUCAACAGGAGUGGUAAACAGCAGGAGGAGAAACUCACUGGAGCCACACUGUACAGGAAGCUGAAGGCAUACCUAAUGACAGAAGAGCAGCUCCAGGAGAACGGAUACCCAAGAGCGAACCCAGAGGCUCAAGGCAAAGCCAUCAUGUACAACCUCCCAGAGAAAAAGGCCGCCACCGACCCAUUCAACAAGAUAUGCUGUCGAUGUGGAGCUGAGUAUAGAAUCAACGUCAAUGGCAGCUGUAUACGGAAAGAGGAAUGCAGCUUUCACUGGGGAAGAUUGCGCAGAUAUAAAGUGGCUGGAGGCUGGGAGACCAACUACAGCUGCUGCUCUGCUGCUGUCGGCGCUCCAGGAUGCCAAGUUGCAAAGCAACAUGUUCAGGACGGUCGUAAAGAAACAGUUGAUGGUUACGUCACAACGUUCAGUAAACCUCUACCAACAGACGGCAAUGCAGGGGUGUUUGCUUUGGACUGUGAGAUGUGUUACACAAAGCAGGGCCUGGAGCUGACAAGGGUGACAGUCAUUGACUCUGAGCUGAAAGUCAUUUACGACACGUUUGUCAAACCCGACAGCAAAGUGGUUGAUUACAACACGAGAUUUUCGGGUGUGACGGAGGAGGACUUGGAGAACACCACCAUCACUCUGAGAGAUGUUCAGGCCGUGCUGCUCAGUAUGUUCAGUGCUGAAUCCAUCCUCAUAGGACACAGUCUGGAGAGCGACCUGCUCGCUCUGAAGCUAAUCCACAGCGCAGUGGUAGACACGGCCAUUGUGUUCCCCCAUCGCCUCGGCUUGCCCUACAAACGUGCCUUGAGGAACUUGAUGGCCGACCACCUCAAACGCAUCAUCCAGGACAACGUGGAGGGCCACGACUCGAGCGAGGAUGCAUCCGCCUGCAUGGAGCUGAUGUUCUGGAAGAUCAAGGAGGACACAAAGGUGAAGAGAUGACCUCUGACCCCGCUGCGCCACUUUCCCUCAGUACAACUUCAUGCCCUCAUGUUGGUGUCAGGGAGACGGAGACGUUCAGGAGGCCUGCACCUGCUCCCAGAGAGAUAAGGUCAGAGUGUCGGGGGGAGGGUGGGACGCUUCAGCACAGUUGGAGGUUUGCUGCUGCCAGUCCCUUCAAAGCAAUAGGAGCCCCAAAAAGUGUUUUCAUUUGCUUAUUGGUAUUUCUGUUCUAAAUAAAAUUACAAAUAAUGUUAGUUGAAAGGUAUUUCUGUUUAUUUGAGCUUCGUCUCUUUUAAGGCCCUUCAACACUUGAACAUGAAAAAAACUCUUUCUACAAAAGGAGGAGUUAAAAUGCCGGGGCAUUGUCCGCUGAACGAUGAUGAUUAAUAUGAUAUUCACGCCAGGCUGAGUCUUCAGCUUAAAUUGCACUAUAGGAACGCUCUUGUUGUAUAGGGCCCAAGUUUGAGUACCUCAUCUGUGUUCUGAAAGCAUUCACUUCUAAUGAAUAACACGUUCUUAGUUACAUUUAAGUGCAUCGAUGUCUUAGUCUGUCGAACAUUGCUAUGUAAACGCACUUAUGUUUUCACACUGUUUAGCGAGUUCAUUUUGUUGGUUGGCUCUCAAACCUUAUUAAUCCUAUAAUACUUGAUAAUAUAAAAGACCUGCAGAAAUGUAAAGUCUCUGCUUACUACCUAUUUGGUAUAGUUGAUGGAAUAUAUCACUGUAUUUUAUAGCUCAGACAAAAUAGUGAUACUAUAUCCACCAGUGUCUCCGUGUCAUGUGCACUGCAUGAAGUAAAACCACAGGAAUCAUUGUGACUGCAGGUAUGACAUGUUAUUCCUCCAUAAAGACAAAAUUAGGUUCAGCAUUGUUGAAUUAGGCCGGGGUUAUUAAUUACAGACACUUAGGAUUUAGUGAGUACCAGCUAACCUGUGCAGUUUUAUGUUCAAAAGAUACUGACUGAAAAGAUACUCAAGUGCUGUAAAUAUGCUACCUUUACUUUUGUAUUUGUUCAUUUUUGGUUGUUUAUCUUUUUCUAUUAAAAGGUAUUAGUUAAAGGAAAA